This is a messenger RNA of Symbiodinium sp. CCMP2592, 2040 nucleotides long. The record is from the annotation of a GenBank genome assembly. NCBI's taxonomy places the organism in Eukaryota, Dinophyceae, Suessiales, Symbiodiniaceae.
AUGGCGAUGACGAGGGCAGAGCGCAUGGAACAGUAUCAGGCGACGAAGUCACUGACGGGACGGAUUUCGCACCGAGAGAAACGGUUCCAGCUUGUGGCCUACACUAUUUCUACGAUGGUCUUCGGUAUGAUCUGCAGCGCCCUUGGCCCAGCCAUUCCUUGGCUGGCGGGCAACGCAGAUGUGUCUCCGGAGGUGCUCGGAUGGCUCCCGGCUGCUCAGGCGGUGAUGUGCAUCGCUUCGGGCUUGGCCUCAAGCCUCAUGGCCUAUGUGCCACGGAGAUUCCACCAUCGCAUGCUCUUUGUGAUGAUGCUUUGGCUUGGUGGAUUCUUCGCGCUGCUGCCGGUCGCGAGCCAGACCCUUCUUGCGCUUGUCUUCACCUACGGCUUUCAGGUCCUCCCUCGACCGUGGAUCGGGCAGAUGACAAACCUGCUGGUCUCGGAGCUCUACGAGGAUGCGAGCCUUUCCAGCGCUGCCCAGAGCUUCAACCAAGGUGGAUUUGCCUUCGGCUGCGUGAUCAUGGUGCUUCUUGAGCAGCUUUCAUCGGCCACCUUCGGCACCGAGGUCAUGUUCUACCUUGCUGGAGGCUUCACCGCCCUGUCGUCCCUUCUUUUCCUGAAGCUGCCUGCGCUGGAUGACAAGCCAGCACCAACCAGCAAUGUGCCGCGGUGCUCACAAAUGCCCAGCUGCUUCACGCUCACUUGCAGCGGCCUCGGCAUCUUGGCUGUUGGCCUGGAGGUAGCAUGCGGAACCUGGCUGAUCACAUCCAUGACCCAGAUUGGAUUCUCCUCGGGGACUGCAGCGGCCUGCAACGUGACCUUCUGGAUUCUCUUCGCCGUCAGCCGCUUGGUUCUGGCACCCUGCAUUUGCAAAUGCCUGCGCCCUCGGCCGGCGGCCAUGGUCAUUGGAGGCGCAGCCGUCGCUUUUCUUUCGUGUCUUCCCGCGGCCGUCUGGCCGCACUAUUUGCCCGCGAUCUUCGUCGCGGUCUCUGGGGUCGCCGUGGGUGCCGGGCCAACAUACGCGAUGUGCAUCAGCAUGGCCAAGGAGCGUCGGGAACUCACGUCUGUGGAUUCAGCCAUGUUCGCGAUCGCCUCCUCCCUCGGUGCUGGGGGCGUUCCGUUUGUCAUGAGCCGUAUUCUGGCCUUCUUCAGCUCCACGGCGUUCUUCCCGACGCUGACGUGCAUGUGCUUGAUCCUCCUUGUCUUUGCUUACCUCGUUGACCGCGUCUCCUGCACGAGCAGAACAUCAGAGGAGCAGCCGGACGUGGAGCAGGCAGUGGAGGAAGAGGCUCGAGAGCCCGCGUCACCGGUGGUUCCCCCGAUCGUGUGGACUUUUUGGGAGCAGGGUUGGCAAAAUGCACCAGCGCUUUGUCAGGCUUGCGCCGAAAGCUGGGAAUGCGCCAAUCCGGAUCUCUCUAUCCGCAAGAUCUCUGCUGCUGACCUUCCUGACUUGCUGCCGGAGCUUUCCCUGUGGCCCCGGUUGUGGGAGCUGCCCCCGGCGCAGCGUUCAGACCUCGUGCGCCUGACACUUCUGCAGAAGUUCGGUGGCAUUUGGGCUGAUGCCACGCUCUUCUGCACUGCUCCAGCCAUGCCUUGGCUUCAGGCACUGAAGUCUCGCUCCGAUAAUGCUGCGAAGGACUUCUUUUUCGUGUUCGACCGCUCCGACUCCAAUACCUGGGCACAUGAUCCCUUCUUGAAGUACAAGCUCAUGAUCAGCAACUGGUUCUUUGCCAGCACUGCCAACCAUCCGCUUGUUGCGCAGCUGUUCUCGGCUAUGCGCGAGGAGGUGACACGGACGAGUGUCCCAUAUUUCUGCAUGCACCACACCUUCCGGGCCCUACUGGAAGACGAGGCAAAUCGCAGGCUGUACGAUCAGGUUCCACGCGUAUCAGCCCGUCAUCCGCAUCUUCUUGAGUUCGAGCUCGGCUUCUCUACCUCUGCAGUCGGCUCUGCCAAGGAGCUGCUGCGGCAGUCCCUGGAGGCACGAUCUUCAAAAAAAGCUCAGAGAAACGAGAGCUUGUCUUGUGGAAGCUUAGACUUGUGA